AUGGCUGAAAAGAUAAGGAAAGCCAACAACACACCUGCCUCCAUGCCUGCCAACCUGUUGGUGCUGCUGCCACUGCUGCUACUUUUUGGGGUAUGUGUUCGUGCCAUUUGCCCAAUAAUGUGCACCUGUACCAGGGGCCAUAGGGUGGUGGACUGUUCUGCCCGUGGUUUGGGUAUACUUCCUGACAGCCUACAGCACAACAUUCAUUUCCUCAACCUAUCACAUAACCGGCUCCAAAAUCUUGAUGGAUUCCUUAGCCAUUUUGACCACUUAAGAACUCUGGACAUCUCCUUUAACCAUCUCAAUAACAUUCCUGUUGACCUUCCUCGAGCUCUUUGGGAUAUACGUGUCUCAGGAAACUAUAUCCGGCAGUUGGAGAAGAAUGAUACGGCUUACCAUUGGAACCUUCAGUCACUGGACCUGUCACACAAUCAUUUGGAGCGUGUGGUCUUCAUCAACAAUACGUUGUCCAGUCUGCAAGCCCUGAAUCUCAGUCACAAUAAAUUCUGGACAGUCCCCACAAACAUGCCCUACAAUCUGGAGAUGGUGGACAUAUCACACAAUUUCCUGCUACAGAUCCUGCCUGGCUCACUGGAUCGCCUGCCGCUGCUGUCUAGAUUCUACCUGCAUGCCAAUCGUUUCACCUCAUUAGGCGAAGGUGUAUUUAGUCAACUCGAGGGACUGCAGCUCCUCACACUUGGAGAUAACCCUUGGGCUUGUGAGGAUGAGGAUAAUAUUAACCAUCUGCUGACUUGGAUGCAGCAGACCACUGCAAAAGUGCUGGGCUGCCCCUGCUACACCCGGCCCACAUGUGGGGAGGUCCACCUGGCUGCUAGGAGAACCUGGCCUUUGGCUGCAUUCACAAAGCCACUGCUGGGAGCCGAUGCCCGUAAUCCUGGCUAUAAAUCACCAAUGCAGGCAUCUACCUCUGGGUAUCUGCCCAAGUCAGCCCUCCUGAAUGUGCAUCACAGUCCAAGGGUAAUUAAUGCAUCUGGAGAAGGCGAGCAAGCCCUGAACAUGGGUGGAGGGUUUCUCACAUCCACCCCACAUAGCCCCUCCACACAGAUAAGCACAACAAUCCGAACACAAAGCAUUAAGAAGGUCCUUCCAGUUGUAAUUCUGCGAGACCACACGAGCCCCUACCCCUCUUUGACAUUCUUUGUCACAGCCUCCACACAACAUCGAAGUCCACCUGAUCAGCCUACACUUGUGACAGUCAGAAAAUGGUUUGAGAUCCACGGCUGA
Xyrauchen texanus (razorback sucker) is the source of this 1245-nucleotide messenger RNA. Its product is annotated as oligodendrocyte-myelin glycoprotein-like. Gene Ontology annotation, molecular function: protein binding. Gene Ontology annotation, biological process: neuron projection regeneration. The record is from RefSeq and is a predicted model, not a curated record. The coding region runs from base 1 to 1245 and encodes 414 amino acids. NCBI's taxonomy places the organism in Eukaryota, Metazoa, Chordata, Actinopteri, Cypriniformes, Catostomidae. The transcript has 4 exons.